Penicillium lagena is the source of this 1446-nucleotide messenger RNA. Its product is annotated as indoleamine 2,3-dioxygenase. The record is from RefSeq and is a predicted model, not a curated record. The coding region runs from base 1 to 1446 and encodes 481 amino acids. NCBI's taxonomy places the organism in Eukaryota, Fungi, Ascomycota, Eurotiomycetes, Eurotiales, Aspergillaceae. Gene Ontology annotation, biological process: 'de novo' NAD+ biosynthetic process from L-tryptophan. Gene Ontology annotation, molecular function: heme binding; metal ion binding; indoleamine 2,3-dioxygenase activity. The transcript has 2 exons. Gene Ontology annotation, cellular component: cytoplasm.
AUGUUGCCUCCAAUUCCCUCGCCGACCGACUACGGCAUCUCGUUGGCUCAUGGCUUCCUCUCACCGGAACCGCCGCUGGAAGUUCUCCCAGACCCUUAUUACGCCAAGUGGGAGGCCAUCGUCCAGAAUCUGCAGCCGCUCAUCUUGAGCAAACGCCUGCGGUCGAUGGUGGAUCGCUUGCCCGUUCUCUCCACGUCACAUCUACACACGGAUGCAGAAUGGCGGAGGGCAUAUGUGGUGUUGGUUUUCAUAUUGCACGGAUAUGUGUGGAGUGGCGACCGGCCUGCGGAGAAAAUUCCUCCUCAACUAACAGUACCUCUAUUCAAAGUCUGUGAGCACCUGGAAGUACCCCCAGUUGCGACAUACGCGGGCACGGUUCUCUGGAACUACAAGCCGAUAUUCGCCGACGAGCCAGCCGACGACCUGGAUAACCUCGCCUGCCUGCAUACAUUCACCGGAUCCCUCGAUGAACAAUGGUUUUAUCUGGUCUCCGUCGCCAUCGAGGCCCGGGGCGCUCCGUCCAUCCCGCUGAUGCUGCGGGCUAUUGCGGCUGCGCGAGUCGGGGACACCCGCUUGGUAACGGACUGCCUGGAACGAUUGGCAGAAAUGUUGGAUGAGAUUGGCGGAUUGCUGCAGCGCAUGUACGACAGCUGUGAUCCGUACAUCUUCUACCACCGUAUCCGACCAUAUCUGGCUGGCAGCAAGAACAUGGCCGAUGCCGGCCUGCCCAAGGGAUUGCUGUACGAUGAUGGCCAUGGUGUCCCGGAAUACCGCCAAUACGGCGGUGGAAGCAAUGCACAAAGCUCGCUGAUUCAGUUCUUCGACAUCAUCCUGGGAGUGGAGCAUCGACCCACGGGGGUAUCCCGCAACGACCAAGCUGCGAAUGAUGAUGGCCCGAAAUCACGACACAACUUUAUCCACGAGAUGCGCGCAUACAUGCCCGGGCCGCACCGCCGGUUCCUGGAGCAUAUCGAUUCCGUGGCCAACCUCCGGGAGUACGUGGAGGCCCGGCGGAGCGACCCUGCCUUGCGACUGGCUUACGAUGCCUGUCUGGCCAUGCUGCGCGCAAUGCGCGACAAGCACAUCCAGAUCGUCUCGCGUUACAUUAUCGUGCCCUCGCGGAGUGCGCGACGUGCCUCACAAUCCAUUAGUCCCGGCCGCCGCCCCGAGGCCACGAACCUGGCUACAGCUGCUCCCCCAGACAGUAAGAAGUUGCGAGGGACGGGCGGCACGGCACUCAUCCCUUUCCUGAAACAGGCGCGGGACGAAACGGGAGAACCGGCCAUUGAUGCAUGGGCGCGACGAUUGCUGAGCAAUGGUCCCGCCGAUGCUAUCUCAGCAGCAUUGAGUAAAGUCGGAGAACAUCCAGACGGCCAUCUGGAAGUGGUGGGUCUCUGCGGCACCUGGACCGCGGACGACAGUGAAGGAGGCAUCUGCCAUUGGUGA